AUGAUACGCUGGAGUAUUGUUCAUGCGAUAGUCUGUUUGACUACGACUGUCCUCGCAGUUCAUCAAGCAGACAUGUCCAAACUAGAAAACUCUGCUCAGAGAAGAGCUGAAAAUUUACAUCAUCUAGAUACAAUAGUUCUGUUAACUUAUAUAACAGUCAUGGUUGUUAUUGUGCUGACGGCUUGGUUCUUCAAACAUCGCCGUUUCCCAUUUAUUCAUGAGUCCGGUUUGACACUCAUAUAUGGAUUACUCAUUGGUAUGGUCAUUAAGUAUUUCAAUAUUGGUUUACUAGAAUCCCAAACAUUCGAUGUUAUCCUGAAAAACAGUACAAUUGUUUCGGAACCACCAGAUUAUUUGAGAUUGGAAGUGAAACCUGAUGGAGGGCAAAAAGUUUCAUUCCACUACGAAUUGAUUGAAGGCUUUUUCGCUGACACGAAAAAACAUAAUGAGCAUAAGAUAGAGCAGAAGAGCACGUUUUCCCCUGAGAUCUUUUUCAACAUUCUUCUCCCACCCAUCAUUUUUAACGCGGGAUACAGUCUGAAAAAAAGAAACUUUUUCCGAAACAUCGGUAGCAUUUUGGCGUUUGUUUUCGUUGGUACGACGAUAUCAUGCUUAGCUACAGGUAUCAUCAUGUUAGUUCUCACGAAAAUGUUCGGAAUGGGAUACUCCUUCCAAGAACUUUUGUUCUUCGGUGCCGUUAUUUCAGCUACUGAUCCAGUAACGGUGAUCUCAAUUUUUUCGGAAAUGAAAGUUGAAGCUGAUCUCUUCGCUCUCGUCUUCGGUGAGAGCGCUCUUAAUGAUGCUGUCGCUAUUGUUCUAUCCAACAUAAUCGACAACUUCACCACCGGCUCUAGUAUUAUAAGUUGGUCUGAAAUGGCUUCCAUACUCUGGCUUUUCUUCUCUACAUUCGUUGGAUCUCUUCUUCUCGGUUCUGGAAUAGGAUGCGCAAACGCUUUGAUGACAAAAAUGACAAACAUAGCAGACUAUCCUUUAUUGGAAAGCUCCCUAUUUGUGUUAGUCUCAUAUCUUUCUUUCCUGAUUGGCGAAGUUGCUGGGUUCACAGGCAUAGUUGCUGUUCUGUUUUGCGGAAUCGCUCAAGCUCAUUAUACUUUUAACAACCUUUCAAGAGAGUCACAAGCAUCAUCUAAAAACUUCUUCCAGAUGAUUGCCUUUGUUCUUGAAAGCUUCAUAUUUUGUUACAUCGGAGUAAGUGUUGUAGCAGGAAAUCAACAGAAAUGGAGUCUGGCGUUUAUCUUCUUUGCAUUAAUCGCUAUUGUGGUAGCCAGGGCGUUAUUCGUUUAUCCUCUCUGUACUCUGAUUAAUAUAACCAGAAGACCAAUCAUUCCUCGCAGGUAUCAACAUAUGAUUGUAUUUUCUGGUCUCAGAGGAGCUAUGGCUUUUGCUUUGUCUGCUCGUAACACAGCAACUGAACAUCGGCAGGUCAUAUCUUCAACCACUUCAACCAUAGUUUUGAUAACUGUGUUCUUGAACGGCGGCUUAGCUUCUUGGAUGAUUGAUUUCUUGGGGAUAAAGCAUGGGGAGGCCGCUUCCAACAGUCGAACGAACACUGUUAGUGACGACGGGAAUGGCAUUCGAUUACCAAAUACGUCUGAUUGCGAUGAUGUGCAGAUUGUGGAAACUCCCUUGACUCCUCAUGGACCAUCAGGCUCUAAUCCAUGGGACAAAGCCUUCCUACCAAGGAAAUGGUAUAAUUUUGAUUCGAGCUUCAUGAAACCUUUGCUGACUCAUGCGACUCCAUCUUUGGAACAAACUUUACCUCCGUGCUGCUAUCCUCUCGCCAAAGUUUUCACCUCUGAAAGACAAAGAUCGCCUACCAUGACUGUAACUUCUUCAACGGAGUUGUUCGCAGUCGCUCCAUCCACGGAAGUGCGAUACAUCGUGUCCGAUAAUAAUUCCGCAAACGCCUUAUAA
Messenger RNA from Auanema sp. JU1783, 1932 nucleotides. NCBI's taxonomy places the organism in Eukaryota, Metazoa, Nematoda, Chromadorea, Rhabditida, Rhabditidae. The record is from the annotation of a GenBank genome assembly.